GUAUGCUCGUAUUUCCGCGCGGAAAUCGUCAUCGCGGCUGUUAGGUUGCCCAACACGGCGGUUCCCAAGCAUUUCCACCCUGCAGAACCCUUUCAAGCGAUUCGGAGAGACUGUAGAACCCUGGCGAAUAUCUCGUGUUACGGAUACAGUCCUGCUGAUACCUUCAAUACGAUAGCCAAGGCGGAACCUAUACUCGCAUGCUUUCCCCACGAAUGAUGCCCUCGCUCAUCCGUCAAUUGUCGAGUGUCAGCACGAAAAUGCCCUGCCACUCCCUCAAUUUGAGUGAGUCCCAGACUCGGGCUAUGUGGAGAGCCGCAGAUUGCGUUUGCUUCGAUGUGGACUCUACAGUUUGCAUGGAUGAAGCCAUCGACGAAUUAGCGAAAUUCGCUGGCAGAGAGAAGGAAGUUGCCGACCUAACUGAGCGUGCCAUGAAAGGCGGCAUGACAUUCCGCGAGGCUCUGGAACAGCGACUCCAACUCAUCCAGCCUGACAUGCAGAUGGUUGAAACGUACAUUCGAGAGAAUCCUCCGCGCCUCUCUCCGGGCAUAGAAGAGCUCGUAGGUCACCUCCAGUCGCGAGGAGUUGCUGUCUAUCUAGUCUCGGGCGGCUUCCAGUCGAUCAUCGAGCCAGUCGCCACGGAGUUGGGAAUUCCUCACGAGAACAUCUUUGCAAACCAACUGAAGUUCUACUUCAAUGGUCGCUAUGCUGGUUUUGAGACGAACCAGCCCACUAGCAACCAAGACGGCAAGGCUCGCGUUAUCCAAUACUUGAAGAAGAAGUUCGGCUAUCAACGGGUAGUGAUGGUGGGGGAUGGAGCCACAGAUUUGGCAGCAUGUCCACCAGCCGACGCUUUCAUCGGAUACGGAGGCAAUCAGAUUCGGGAAAAAGUCAAGGCGGCUUCACCGUGGUUCGUCGAAUCGUUUUCGGAUCUCGUCAAAGAAUUGAGCAUGGCUUGAUCGUUCGAUCAUUUCACAGCCUCUUCUCCGAAAGGCGGUGUCCCAUGGUUGAUAGUCUAAGAUGUAGACACAGGAAUAUUUCGUAUAGUGUACAAUAAUUAUGAUUAUUUUGCCGCACUCCGGCGAGUCCGCACAAUGUUCAUCGAUUCCGCAUGAGGGAAGAAGUUUUAUUAAACAAGAAUGAAUCUUGAGAGA
Galendromus occidentalis (western predatory mite) is the source of this 1151-nucleotide messenger RNA. RefSeq names its product phosphoserine phosphatase (gene aay). The record is from RefSeq and is a predicted model, not a curated record. Gene Ontology annotation, molecular function: magnesium ion binding; L-phosphoserine phosphatase activity. The transcript has 5 exons. NCBI's taxonomy places the organism in Eukaryota, Metazoa, Arthropoda, Arachnida, Mesostigmata, Phytoseiidae. Bases 198 to 956 code for a protein of 252 amino acids. Gene Ontology annotation, cellular component: cytoplasm. Gene Ontology annotation, biological process: L-serine biosynthetic process; dephosphorylation.